UUCCCCUUCCCCUUCUUCUCCCUUCGCUUCUCUUUUCUCCCAAUUAUUCCUUAAACCUUAACCCCCUUUCUCUUUCUAUUGUACAUACCCUUAAAAAGAAUUUUCGAGCCUCCAACAAAGGACAGAAGAAAACGAAGGAAUUAUGAUUCCUUUAAUCCCUUCCUUACUUCUUCACAUUAUUUCCAUCGUCGUGGUUGUCAACGGCUACAACAAUUCUAUUUACGAUAUACUAAAGGACCACGGGCUUCCCAUGGGGCUGCUUCCGAAGGGGAUAACCCGGUUUGACUUCGACGAUACUGGCCGAUUCGAGGUUCAUUUGGAUCAAGCCUGUAAUGCCCAUUUUGAAAGCGUGUUGCGUUACGACAUGAACGUGUCUGGGACUUUGAGUUGCAAAAAGAUCGAGGAGUUGUCGGGCAUUUCGGCCAAGGAGUUGUUUCUUUGGUUUCAGGUUAAAGGGAUCUGGGUCGAUGUUCCGAGCUCAGGUGUUAUUCAUUUUGAUGUCGGUCUUGUUUAUAAGCAGUAUCCCUUAUCGAUGUUUGAGACUCCAAAGGAUUGUAUGGUGGUUGGUGAUUCUGAGUUCGCUGAUUCCAUUCGAGAUGCCAAGUUUUUAGCUGAAGCAAUAGCCAAGAGACAAUCUGUGAAUCUCCGAAAUGAAGUUGAUCAAGAAAGUUUAGGGAGGAACCAGAUGUAGAAAGAUGUGCAAAAGAAGGUGUGCAAUAGCUCAAUCAGCUUUCUAUCAAGCUUAUUUUGGGGGGCCGCCGUCCCCCUUGUUGUAAUUUUGGUCGGGGAGUUUGCUCUAGGUGGUUUUACACAUCCAUCCUGUGUGAUCUGCUUGUCCUUUUUUCCCUCUGUUAUAUUUACCGCAGAGUCAGUUGAUAUUCCAACUCCACUUGGCUCAUGUCUGCGUACGGGAUGGCCGAUGAGGAGAAAAUGGAAGAUUGGGAAAAGGUAUUUGUUUGAUCGUCACGGUUGGCUUUACCCUAUGGAGAUGGGAGCAUUUGGUUGACAAUUUCAGGUGAUAUAAUCUUAUGAAAAUUUAUUCAUAUGUUAAAUUCUCAUUGUAUUUGAAUAUAAACAUGGUUGUUAAAUUGAGUUUCUUUUUGUUGUAAUAAUAAAAAUUAGAUUGAUGAGACAAGAACGCCUUCAUGAAUUAAUGACGAUGCAGAGUUGAAUAAUCAGUGUCUUGCUUCAUUUCCA
This is a messenger RNA of Hibiscus syriacus, 1197 nucleotides long. RefSeq lists its product as uncharacterized. The coding region runs from base 143 to 691 and encodes 182 amino acids. The record is from RefSeq and is a predicted model, not a curated record. Lineage: Eukaryota; Viridiplantae; Streptophyta; Magnoliopsida; Malvales; Malvaceae. The transcript is spliced from 2 exons.